Molecule: messenger RNA, 1032 nt
Organism: Octopus sinensis (East Asian common octopus)
Lineage: Eukaryota; Metazoa; Mollusca; Cephalopoda; Octopoda; Octopodidae
Product: zinc finger protein 239-like
Exons: 4
Coding region: 1-1032 (343 amino acids)
Biological process (GO): regulation of transcription by RNA polymerase II; central nervous system development
Cellular component (GO): nucleus
Molecular function (GO): DNA-binding transcription factor activity, RNA polymerase II-specific; RNA polymerase II cis-regulatory region sequence-specific DNA binding
Source: RefSeq, a predicted model, not a curated record
AUGUCGGAAGAAUUGGAAAAAUCAUCAUAUGACUGUGACAUCUGCGAAGAGUCAUUUUCAGAAAAAGGUGAACUCACUAGACACAAAUGCAUUCAUACAGAUGAGAAACAAAAUCACCAUGAUACCUUACAUAAACGUAGUCAUACAGGAGACAAACCAUAUCAGUGUGACAUUUGUGAUAAAUCAUUCUAUGAAAGAAGUGAGAAACGUAUUCAUACAGGGGAAAAACCUUAUCACUGUGAUAUCUGUGGAAAAUCAUUUUCUGUUGACAGUAGCUUCACUCGACACAAACGUAUUCAUACAGGAAAAAAACCAUAUCACUGUGAUAUCUGUGGUAAAUCUUUCUCUAAAAGCAAAAGCUUAACUAAACACAAGCGUAUUCAUACAGGAGAGAAACCUUAUCACUGUGAUAUCUGUGGUAAAUCUUUCUCUAAAAGCAACAGCUUAACUAAACACAAGCGUAUUCAUACAGGAGAGAAACCUUAUCACUGUGAUAUCUGUGGUAAAUCUUUCUCUAAAAGCAACAGCUUAACUAUACACAAAAGGGUUCAUACAGGAGAGAAACCUUAUCACUGUGAUAUCUGUGGUAAAUCAUUCUCUGUUAGCAGUAGCUUAACUGCGCACAAAAGGGUUCAUACAGGGGAAAAACCUUAUCACUGUGAUAUCUGUGGUAAAUCAUUCUCUGUUGACAGUAGCUUAACUACGCACAAAAGGGUUCAUACAGGGGAAAAACCUUAUCACUGUGAUAUCUGUGGUAAAUCAUUCUCUGCUGGCAGUACCUUAACUACACACAAACGGAUUCAUACAGGUGAGAAACCAUAUCAGUGUGAUAUCUGCAGUAAAUCAUUCUGUGAGAAACCAUACCAGAGUGAUAUCUGUGGCAAGGCAUUCUCUACAAACCAACAAUUAACUGUACACAACCAUGUUCAUACAGAGGAGAGACCAUUUCUUUGUGAUAUCUGUGGUAAAUCAUUCUCUCUUCAGAGCAUCUUGACUGAAUACAAACAUAUUCAUACAGAGGAGAAACCAUAA